UCUCGAAUAGGUGCUUUUUGGCCCCCGCCCUUAGCAGAAGAGAAGAGAACAGAGUAUCUGCAAGCAAAAGCGAGAAGAAUGAAGAAGCGUGAUGCAGUUGUUGUAUCUGACGGCGUUAAAAAAAAGAAAAGGAAACGUUCUUGUUCAUCCUCUCAAUCCCAACUCUCCAAUCAUCCCAACACCCUAUUCGCUCUGUUACUUGCAUCUCUCUCAAACUCAAACUCAAACUCCAACACCAACCAAUCCUUCAUCAAAAAAUGCUUAUUCCAAUUUCACCCUUCUCUUCUCCUCUCCAACUCCUCCUCCUCCUCCUCCGUCACACCCAUCCUCGCUUUACUUCCAACUCUCCUAUCUUCCACACACUCCCCAAUUGCACGCCGCGCCGCAGAUAUCACCGGCGCUGCCUCCCUCGUUUCCCUCGAAAUCAACGAAGAAAUCGCUACGGAUUCCGAAACCAUCAAGGGAUUAAUUUCUCUGUUGGAGAAUCCCGAUAGGAAAGUUUUAUCCUCCGCUUGCAAUGCCAUUUUGGAUUUGUCUACCACAGCUUUCGCUCAACAGCAACUUCUCAAUUUCUCUGCCUUGCACAAACUAAUGUCUGUGUUUCUUCAGGUUUUUAAGCGCGUGGAAUCUGUUUGUUUAUUGUCUGAGGGAAAUCAAAGUUUUCACGCUCUUAAGAUUGGGAUUAGGGAAGAUGAACUAUCGGUGGCUUUGCUCAGUGCAAUUAUUGUUCUUAUCAAUGUCUGUAAUGUUGAGCAACUACAUAAUAUCCCUGAAAGUGUUUCUGAAGCAUUCCUGAGCCUUCUAAAAGAGAUAAGGGCAAAUGCUACUCAUCAUUUGGUGAUUAGAGGUGAUGUGAAAUCUAAUGUAGAAGGACGUUUUUGUAAGAGUAAUGUUGGAGUUUGUGAUCUUGCCGACAGCAUCUUUAGGCUUUCCAUUAAUGCUUCACAACUUAGUGUCUCUUUGCCAUUUGAAGUGGUCCAAAGAGGUCUUUUUGGUACAAGUGGUUCUAGUUUUGAAGAUUUUCUGUCAAAUCAUUGGGAAGUUUCACCUUUUCUUCUAUCAAGGACAUCGGAGGAUCACAACGUGAAUGAUAUGUUUAGCCCAUUUAUACAAUCUUUGAACUGGAAUGGGAGUGUUCCUUCCCUACUUCAUUCAAUCCUUCAAGAUCUCGUGUCUUGUUUUCCUAUUGCUUCAGAGGAGCAAAACAUCCUCAAUUUCCUAAUUGAGGUGAAAGAUAGACUAGGCUGUCCUAUAAUCUACCAGCAGGAUAUACGGGUUGUAAAAGCCGAUAGCCAAUCCAGAAAAGAGACACAUUACUUUCAUCCGGAAUGCCAUAAGGAACCUCUGUAUUUUACUAAUGAAGAUGUCUUAAAGUGCGAGCAAGCUUAUAAAGAGGGUUAUACUGUUGCUCUGCGUGGUCUCGAGUUUCGAUAUCAGCGCAUUGCUUCUAUUGCCGAUACAUUAGCACUUAUGUUUGGCCAACCUUCAGUAGGUGCUAAUUUGUACUUAACACCAGCUAAUUCUCAAGGGUUGGCCCGUCACUUUGAUGAUCACUGUGUGUUUGUCUGCCAGAUUUUUGGCUCCAAGAAGUGGACAGUAUUUUCUCGACCCGGUCAGCUGUUACCUCGCUUAUAUGAUAGUCUCUGUGGUUCCGAUGUUGACUGUACAAAAGCUGUAAGAAGAGAGUUCUUUCUCAAGGAGGGUGAUGUAUUGUAUAUUCCCAGAGGUUUUCCACAUGAGGCUUAUACAAAUUAUGGUGUUGAUGAUGGUUCUCCUGGAUUUUCGUUGCACCUUACACUCAGUAUUGAGGUUGAACCUGCUUUUGAGUGGGAAGGAGUAGCUCAUUUUGCUCUUCAUUGCUGGAAUGAAAACCAAAGAAGACCGUGUUAUGGUUGCAUUAAUUCUCUGUCUCAAAAACUUGAUCUUGUGUCUGUGAAUCUUUUACAUGUUGCCAUUGGGAUUAUUUGCACUUCUAAUCCUACUUUUCGGAAAGCAUGCUUGACUGCUGCAGUUUCCUUGCCGCCAGAUGUUUAUCAUAGGCUUAUUCAGAAGCAGAGAACGACUUUUCUCCACUUGGUUGAUAGAAUAUGUAAUGAAUGUAGAUUUUCGGAAGUGCUGAGUAACAUAGAGGUUGCAAUUCAGAAAAAUAAAGAUCCAUUUGAGCACAUCCGAUGGCUUCAGGUUCUUCGUAUGGAAAAAGAAGCCAGAAGUGGAUUCAACACAGAAAAAUCUUUCAAUAUUGAAGAUUUAUGCUCUUUGUGUACCAAACACAAGGACAAAUUAGAAGCUGCUUUCGUGGUUUGA
Molecule: messenger RNA, 2304 nt
Organism: Medicago truncatula (barrel medic)
Lineage: Eukaryota; Viridiplantae; Streptophyta; Magnoliopsida; Fabales; Fabaceae
Exons: 3
Coding region: 79-2304 (741 amino acids)
Cellular component (GO): nucleolus
Molecular function (GO): histone H3K36 demethylase activity; histone H3K4 demethylase activity
Source: RefSeq, a predicted model, not a curated record